AACAAAGUCGGAUAUUAACCAUGAACUCGGAGCAGAUCGAUCAACCCAGACCUCAGGGUUGUGGCUACAGCCAAAAUCUAGUCAAAUCUCGGGCUGUUUUCAUACUAAUCCUACCCAAACCUAACCAUAACCCCAACGUUUGGAUGUGUGGAACGGGCCAGUUAAUUGCACUGCUCUUGGCAGAUUGCGUUGAGCAUUAUAAUUUUGGAUUAUGUGUUUGCAUGUGUUCUUCUCGCCUCUUUUUUUUUCAAGUCGCGCUAGUUGCCCUAUGUAGUAAAUUUGGCCCUGUGAUUUCUGAUCUUCGAAUGGAAAAGGGAAUAAGGAUGAUAACUUUUUUCGCCCUGUAAAUUAUAUUUAUUCGUUUAGCUUUGAUUCGAAGCUAAUUACAAUUGAAAAUGAUGAUCAUUUCCGACUGGACUUCAUCAUCAGGUUGAAGGUCUACAGACAAUAUAUCUUGCUUUUGAUUGAGAAAAGCAAUGUCACUGAUUCAAUGCAGAGAGCUGUGCAAGCAGAUCCAACGAAGAGUCCUGUUACAAAGGAUGCUGCUAAGAUCACAUUUGCAAACACUACACUAAAAAGUCCUGUUUAUUUUAGGACACAAUCUACCCUUGUGCCAGCUAUGGACAAGCACAACUUUACAUCAAUGCCACAAUGGGAAUUUGAGGAUCUCUAUCGAUUGGAUCCACAGUUUAAACAGAGUGAAUGCAUAACGUCCUUGCGGAAUUCCAGUGAUCCAGAAUUUACGAAGACAUUUAUUCCUAACAUUCAGCUGUUUUUACAAAGUGAUCAUCUUAAUGUUAGUGAGUGGAACCGGCUUUAUCACUUCAACAACCCAUUUGGCUAUAUGGGAAUGAAUUACACAGCCAUUAAAGCAGCUGUUGACACCAUCCCUAAACUUAAUUCGACCCAGUUAUUGCCAGUACACACAGGUACAGAAGAUGGCUGUAUUCGCUGUGCUGUUGUCGGGACAUCAGGCAUUCUUAAUGGCUCCAGACAAGGAGCAGAGAUCGACUCUAAUCAUUAUGUGUUCAGGAUGAAUACAGCAAUUAUAGCAGGACACGAGGAGGAUGUUGGGAAAAGGACGUCAGUUUAUGUGCACACAGCACAUUCAAUAAUCAGUUCCCUCAUUUUACAGAAAAAGAGAGGCUUCAAACAAAUUCCUACUGACGAGGAUAUUAAAUAUGUUUUAAUCCCAGAGGGUCCAAGAGACUACAACUUUCUCGAGUCCCUGAUGAAGAACAGAAAAAUACCAUCAGGAGCAUAUCGGGGAAGAACGCCAAGGAAAUAUUAUAGUGGGCAUUUCAACGAAAGCUCCUACUACAUCCUACACCCUGACUUCCUCAGAUAUGUGCGGAACAGGUUUCUUAAGGCAAAACGGUUACAAAGUAAAAGUUGGUGGAUAGUCAGACCGACUAAUGGAGCCUUUACUCUACUGUUGGCUAUGCAAACGUGUGACAUUGUGCGAGUCUAUGGUUUCAUCACAGCUGACUAUCAGAAGUAUCCAAACUACUACUAUGAUACUAAACACACCAAACUAGUGUUUUUUGCCAAUCACGAUUAUCGCUUGGAAAUGAACACUUGGAAGAAACUUCAUGAUGACAAACAUAUCUGGUUGUAUCUGAGAAAAUCUGAUAUCUAGGUCAGAAAUUGGGACCCUUACAGAAGUGGUCUUGAAAUACUCAAUUACUAAAUGUAAUUUCACCAGGAGAUUAAAGGGAGUAACGGGAAAAGAAGUGACACUUUUGUAUAUUGUCUUGUUACAAUUUAUAAGAAAAAGUUUUAUAAAUUGGAAUUCAUUUCCAUGUUGUAUUUUUGUAUUGUGAAAUAAAGAUAUCUAACACUACCAUAGUAAGUUAAGUCAGUGGAUGUGUUAUCCUCUCAUAUAGAGGAGGUUGUAGGCCCCCAGUCUUUCUCAA
Paramisgurnus dabryanus is the source of this 1916-nucleotide messenger RNA. RefSeq names its product ST6 (alpha-N-acetyl-neuraminyl-2,3-beta-galactosyl-1,3)-N-acetylgalactosaminide alpha-2,6-sialyltransferase 1, tandem duplicate 2 (gene st6galnac1.2). Gene Ontology annotation, biological process: oligosaccharide biosynthetic process. NCBI's taxonomy places the organism in Eukaryota, Metazoa, Chordata, Actinopteri, Cypriniformes, Cobitidae. The record is from RefSeq and is a predicted model, not a curated record. Gene Ontology annotation, molecular function: alpha-N-acetylgalactosaminide alpha-2,6-sialyltransferase activity.